Phascolarctos cinereus (koala) is the source of this 1954-nucleotide messenger RNA. Lineage: Eukaryota; Metazoa; Chordata; Mammalia; Diprotodontia; Phascolarctidae. The record is from RefSeq and is a predicted model, not a curated record.
GGCGCCCUCGCUCCGGGAGGCUGCGCUAGCGCAAAAGCUGCCCGACUCCGGGGGAGCCGGCUCCCCGAGCGGCGCGACGCUAAGCGACGUGCAUUCCUCGCACCGCCCCUUCCUCUGCUCUGUUCUCCCGUCCCCUCCGCGCUUCUGCGUCCCGGGGUGGAUAAAGGAGCCGGGGAACGGCAGGCUGACCUUGCUGCAGAGGGGCGGAGCGCGGCGGCGGCGGAGCGGGCCGAGGCGGGCCGGGGAGAUGACUUCUCCCCUGCGCGGGGGCUCCCCAGCAGGCGUCGGGCAGGAGAGCUCGCCGCGUCAGAGCCCCAGGAUGAGAAAAAACAGACGGAUAUGCUCUACCUAGAAUUCCAUUUCCAGUGAAGAUAAGUUGGUGACUGGCAGUCUCCAAGGCAGUGUGUGGUCUGGAGCCGACGGAUUUCCCGAUCCCAGCCGUCACUUCAGCAUGGCCCGAGCCAAUGUAUGGAACCGUCUGAAAUCGUGGUGGAAAAAAGAUGAUACGCCUCCGUUUCUAAAUGAUACCAGCGCCUUUGACUUCUCGGAUGAAGUAGGGGAUGAGGAUUUCCCCAGGUUUAAUAAACUUCGAGUUGUAGUCGCUGACGAUGGCCUGGAGACCCCAGAAACUAUUAAUGGGACCCACCUGGCUUUCCAGGCCGAUGAUGAUUCCUUACUUGAUCAGGACGCACCUUUGCCCAACAGCCAGCUGGGUUUCAAAGUAGACCCUUGUGACAAUUGUCGGAAACAGAGAGAGUUAUUGAAACUGAGAAAAGUGAAAACCAGGCUCACCAUCGCUGGUGUUCUCUAUCUCCUCUUCAUGAUUGGUGAACUCGUGGGCGGAUAUAUCGCAAAUAGCCUAGCAAUCAUGACGGACGCACUUCACAUGCUAACUGACCUCAGCGCUAUCAUACUUACCUUGUUAGCUCUGUGGCUUUCGGCAAAGUCGCCAACCAAAAGGUUCACCUUUGGAUUUCAUCGUUUAGAGGUCUUGUCAGCUGUUAUUAGUGUUCUGUUGGUUUACAUACUUAUGGGAUUCCUUUUGUAUGAAGCCGUGCAAAGAACCAUCCAUAUGAACUAUGAAAUUAAUGGAGAUAUAAUGCUCAUAACCGCAGCCAUUGGAGUUGCAGUUAACAUAAUAAUGGGAUUUCUGUUGAAUCAGUCUGGUCACCAUCACUCCCAUUCCCACUCCCCUCCGCCAAACUCUCCUACCACAGGUCCUGGGCAUGGGCAUGGGCAUGGCCAUAACCAAGGAAGCGAUAGCCUUGCAGUGAGGGCGGCAUUUGUUCAUGCCCUGGGAGACUUGGUGCAAAGUGUCGGGGUGCUGGUAGCUGCCUACAUCAUUCGAUUCAAGCCAGAAUACAAGAUUGCUGAUCCCAUCUGUACUUACAUAUUCUCAUUACUUGUGGCUUUUACAACAUUUCGAAUCAUUUGGGACACAGUAGUUAUUAUAUUGGAAGGAGUGCCAAGUCAUUUAAAUGUAGAUUAUAUCAAAGAAGCUUUGCUGAAAAUAGAAGACGUUCACUCAGUAGAAGAUAUAAAUCUUUGGUCUCUCACUUCAGGAAAAACAGCUGCCAUCGUCCACUUACAGCUAGCCCCUGGCAGUUCACCUGAAUGGGAAGCAGUGCAGUCGGAGGCCAGGCACCUGCUAAUAAACACUUUUGGGGUCUACAAAUGCUCCGUCCAGCUUCAGAGUUACCGGCGAGAAGCCAGCAAAACCUGCGGAGCUUGCCGUGGUGCCAGUGCCUAAUCCCGAGCUUGGGGAACGACAGCCUUAUUUAUUGUGCAGACACCAGCGAGCGGCAAUAAGUGACCAUACGAGUGAGCGACGGGGUCCCUGGCGUCAAGAAGGAACACGGUCCACGAGGACUCUGUUGUAGGCCCUCAGAAGAGCCUCGACAACAUGUAGCCUGGGAGAGGUCAACAUUAAAUGAUCGUUUUGCUAUGAUUUUCA